Messenger RNA from Exophiala viscosa, 5819 nucleotides. RefSeq lists its product as uncharacterized. The transcript has a single exon. The record is from RefSeq and is a predicted model, not a curated record. NCBI's taxonomy places the organism in Eukaryota, Fungi, Ascomycota, Eurotiomycetes, Chaetothyriales, Herpotrichiellaceae. Gene Ontology annotation, cellular component: nucleus; site of double-strand break. The coding region runs from base 270 to 5648 and encodes 1792 amino acids.
CCAUGCACUGCGCUGUACCGCCAUCAGGCGAAUUCCACCCUUGCAUGACAUCCCGGUGCCUUGAAUUGAUGUCUCGAAAUCCUUGUUCUGGGCACUUGAUAUCUUCGGAUGUCCGUAUUGCCAACCACAAUUCUUAACAGAUUCUCAUGCUUUAAGCAUCACCAUGCGAAGACAAGACCACCCGAAACCACAGGAUACCCGAGACAAGGAACGAUUGAAGGAAACAAGUUUAUAGCCAAAGGUUGCAUAAACAAGCUGGAUUAAUCCAAAUGCGAGCAGAAACACCCCUGCAGUCCUCUCGCAAAACCAUCAAGAAUCAGCGCAACGAACCUCUUUCUCCUCUACAAAGGCACGAUGUAGCCUCCAACCGGCCGGUAAACAAUCACGGUUCAGGUGCCUGCUCCGUACAAGACCGAAUCCAGCAAUGGCAAGCACAAAGUGCAGCAAAUGCUGUCGACCCAGAUGCGUUAAGCGUCCGCUCUAUACCUAGAUCUGACGUUGCCUCGAUUGUGUCGAGGCCAAAGUCCGAGUAUGGCGAUGAGAACGACUUACGCACAGGCGGACGGACCAAAGACAGGGUUGAAGAGGUUGUACAAACGGAAAGAAGCAAAAGUGCUCCCAGGAAGAGAAUCAUCAGCGACAGUCACUGGAAAGCCAAAUCGGGGGCUAAGAAUCAGAGAGAUACCAAGUCGGCUUCGAGACCACGGCCAGAGUCUGCUCAUUAUGACCUUUCAUACACCACGACUGGUGAACCCCCAAAAGAGCGUCGGCGAUCGCGUCGGCAACAUGAAAAUGCCAUGGAUGGACCGAAAUCACCACUCGACAAUGGCAUCAGGAUCAAACCUGGGCCCGCUGAUGGACGUCCUACUGGUGUAGAGGAUCGUCCACUUAGUCCUGAUGUCAACAGCCUUGCGAAUGGCAAACAUCCGACAAUGGACUCGGUGCUUUCCGAUGAAUCUGACAGGUAUGUUGAGAACUAUGUGGAAGAUGAUGAGCCGACAGGACGUACUCGACCACAAAGCAAGUAUGUCGAAACGCUUGGGAGAGAGUCAGCCGCGACUGCAGAAGCCGAAAGGUCAAAGAUGGGCGGGCUAUUCGGCAAGACCAGAGAUAUGUUUUUAAAACCACAACCGGUACCACCUGUGCACAACAGGAUCCCCAGCAUAGAAGCAUGGCUCGACGAGCAGCCUGAUCCGUUCGUGGAUCAAUGCACUUCAGCCGAGCUUCCACCAGCCGAAGCUCCGAAAUCUUUGAGAAAGGAUCCUCGAAGGCAAGAGAGACAGAGACCGUCGCUUGAUAAAUCUCCUCUUGCAGAUUCCAACCAGAUAUGGGAGUCAAUUGACCGGCGCGACGAGACCCAAUCGCGCCAAACGUCUUACAAUGAAAGCAUACCGCUAACACCGACACUUGGUGACCAGCGGUCUACGCCUAGUCACCGGCGUGAGAGGAGCAAAGAUGCCCAGGAUCAUGAUGACCCAUCGACGCCACUCCGCAGGAGCGGAGCCAGAGUGCGCCGCGGGAGGGAAUCUCCUAGCAAACGAGGGACAUCCGCCGUUGGCCACUCUCCGUCGCCAGAAAUACCCGUCACAGAAUUUUCGACGCUUCAAUUAGGGGAGCAGUUUCCAAGACAAGAGCGUCCGCCAACUGACCCGAAGUCAGCGCCUACCAUUCCCUUUGAAGAAACACAACUUCCUCCCCACGAAACCUCUAGUGGCAGCGGUGGCCUCCAGCGCAGACUCACAACGCAUGAGGAGCUGAUGUCUAUCAUAUCUCAGCCAAGGGCUCACAGGAGCCGUCGGUCUCGUCGACGCCCAAGGAGUACGCGAGUGGCUCAGGACUCGAACGGUGCACGAGAAGUGCUUGCGGCCUUGGUGGCAGACGAAGAGAAAUAUGGGCAGGAGCUGAGAACCUUGGUUGAUGGUGUUAUACCGGUCCUGCUCCAGAGUGUUCUCUCAAAGACGGAUUCAGCUGCUGCAGCAGGUCUGUUCACCUCCGCCUCUAGUGUCCAAGACGAUGUCAGCGUCACCAAGCCAAUCAUUGAAAUGGGGAUUGCCUUGGAAAGACUGAAGAGUUUGCAUGCCCGUAUCCCCCUCCAACAGGUGGAUAGCCUUCUCAAUUGGGCGCAGACAGCGCAGAAAGCCUACAAGGAGUACUUCCAAGCUUGGAGACUCGGUUUUCAGGACGUCAUUGUCAACCUUGCACCACUUGACGAUGCCAGUCCAGCUCCGCAAAGCAUGGCGAAGGACGAAGCGGGUGACCUGAUCGACAACGACGGCAGAAAGGUUGAUGUCGCCUAUUUGCUGAAGAGGCCUCUGGUUAGAGUCAAAAAUCUGAGCAAGUCAUUCGACCAGAUAAGAGACCACUGUGACAGACCACUUGCCACAAAAGCAGCGGAUGCCUUCACAGAACUCACAGCUGUGGCGAAACGUCGUCACCGAGAGGAACAGGCUCGUCUAGAAGACGAAGCAGCGGCGAAUAUUGACACUAGCAGGACUCGUGACAUUCGGACAAUGGCACCAACUGCUGGAGUCGUCCUCGACAAGUCCCGUCGGGUCAAUGCCAGAGACUUUUUCAACCUCACUUUGUACCAUACCAGCGGACAGCGAAUGGACUGUGGUAUAGAAUUAAUCUUCCGGGAUAACGCUCCAGGGAAUGAUCCGGGUGGUGAUGUACUCAUUUGUGAAGUCGAUGACACCGGCAAAUGGCUUCUCUUUCCACCGGUCCUACUGAGCUCGAUAUCGGCAAGGCGCGGCGAGGCUGAGUUUGAUCUUGUGAUCAUGGUGCGCGGCCGCGCUGGGCUCGGUCAGGGAUGGCAGGAGCUGCUGGCGCUAAAGACCGAGGACAAAGAAGCCUCGACUGAGUGGAUGAACAUGCUUGGUUCAAACCCAUUACCGCCCAGGCUCAACCGUACCCCUAGUCUCAAAUCACCCCAAUUGCCAAGCGCGGGAGAAACACGUCCUGAUAAAGGUGAUUCAGGUACACAAGGUCAGAAGCAGGAUCAGUUGAGGAAUGACCAAGGACCUGCGCGGCAAGAUGUUGACAUACCUAUUGGAGAGCCCUCUGUGAUUUUGAGGAGAAGCGACGUGAAUCCCCGUUUAGAUAGCGCAAAGCCUUUGAUCGACAGGCCUGUGCCGUCACAACUGAACCUGGGAGGUGGUCUAGCAUCAAAGCCGGAGGCACAUUAUCAGACACAGUCCACAGUCACGAUCAAGAGACGGCCAGUUCCAUCCACCAAGUCGUCCGACAGGUCGACUCUCUCAGACCAAUCGAUCAGACAAACAUCCACCACGGCUUCAUCAUCGUUAAGACUUGUGACGGACAAGGCCGGUCCGACACAGAGGAGAUCAGCUCCUCUGUCGCCAAGAUCUCCUCCUCAACAACCGCUUUUCCCGGCACGUUCACCAGAAGGAAUUCUGCCUGGCAAUCGUGAGAGCCGCGACAACGAACAAAACCGUAUCAAAACUGGUACUGAGUCCCCAGGCUUGGGCAUUCCUAUCUUCUCGACACCGACUAGCUCUCCAAAAGAUCAUAGCCUGACGGCGACUCCGGAGACUCAGUACAAGGCUUAUAGUCCUUGGAGUACGGAGCCGAUUCCACCAUCCUCAGUCACCAAGGACUCGCAAUCGCAACGACCGAUAUAUCACCGAGCACUUUCCUCUACCCCAUCACAGAAUCUCCCCACCGUGGCCAGAAUUCGGCCGUCGCCACACAAAGCGUCGGACAUGGGUGACGUCCAAUCGAUCUCAGCAGCAUUCAGUGAAAAAGGUAGAUCACCUCGCGAGAAAGAGACGCGGACCCCGAGGUCCACGAGAGACGGAAAACCGCCACAAGCUGCAGCACCUCAGUCACCACAAACUUUACCGACGAGUCCCACCAUAGCUUCUAAUGCAUCGCCUCCCCAAACUCCGCCGCACAGCAGGUCCCGCACGUUGCGCCCUCGAAACAAAACUCCAGAUCUGGGCGCAACACCAGAGAGAUCCUCGAGGAGGAGGACAUCAUCACCACUGAAGCACGAAUAUGCGCCUUCGACUAGUUCUGGUACCCCUGAAGACUAUGACACGGACGGUUUCAGCGAUUCCUCGUCAGAUACCUCUGAAGAUUUUGACAAUGAGGGCGAGGACAAAGUCACUCCUCUCGUCGCGGUAGCUGCUGGUGACCGCCGACCCUCAAAGCAAUCAUAUCCGCCGUCCUCGAUGCCGUCGACGGGAACCAGAACAUUAGCGCCAUCAGAUUCGGCUUCACAAGGACCUUAUCGGAGAGUACCGUCUUCUAAUACAGUGCCAGAGCACAAAAGACGGAAGGCCAUUGCUACAGUUUCUGCGUGGUCCAACACAGGGAAGUGGGACGACAUACACCAGGACGAAUGUUCUAUUGUCGUCUCCCCAGGUUUGGUCGAGGUUUUCGAAAUGUCCGCAGCUCAUUCAAAUCCUCAAGGGUCACCCGGCGGCCGGCUCCCGACCGAAGACACCUCCCGAAACUCAUCCAUUUCUGAUCAACCGUUAGUGGCCUUCGAAUUGACCCCACUGGUCUUACUCCGUCAAGGCGCUGCCUGUGACAUCCAGAUUCGUUCCCCAUCGACUCCCAACUCCAGAAUCCAGACAACCAGUCACGUCAUGUUCCGUUCCCGAAACGUGGAAGAGUGCAAGGCCUUGUAUACCAUGAUCAAUUGGGCCCGUUGCAACAACCCCACAUACAUUGAGUUGGAACGUGCUCGAGCUCGUCAGCCGACCGCAACAUUCAACGUCAAACAGGAAGAACAAAAGACUGGCGGGCGAUCAGCAUCGUGGUUCAACUUUGGGAGCCCCAAGAAAGCAAGUUACCGUGCUUCCUCUGCACCGAUACCAGCUUCUGUGGAGAUGGAUAUGUCGGUCGAAAGUUCCGGGACUAUGGCCAAUGCUUUUUCCGCCCUGAGGAUAUUCAGUGCUAAGCCGGCUUUCAAUCUCAAUCGAUCUUCAGUGCUCCGCAAACCGGGCGGCGGCACAGGAGCAAGUCUCUAUUCCUCAAGCAGUGGUGGAACGGGGCCUAGGUCUGGCUCAAGCACUCCAGUGCCAAGUCAACUUGGCUUCGUUCCAGGAAAAGAUGGACCGAAUGUUCCUUCCACGAGCGCUGACGCUGCAAAUGGAGGCGGCAUGAUCAAUAACAUGAAAAUACGAUUGUACCAGAGAAAAGGACAGCACUGGGAGGACAUGGGCGCUGCACGCAUGAGCGUCCUGCCAGCCCCUGUCGCAGCCACAGAAGAUGGUACUACACCGCCGACCACACCUACUCAGAGUCGAGGACGAGUCUAUAGCGAACCGAUCGGCCAACCAGGCCAAGCUCGUGGACCGCGUCUCGCAAGUUCAGGUCAUACGCCGCAUCGGAUUCAUGGCAAUGGUCGCGAAAAGCGCAUCCUCAUCGUCAGGAACAAGACUCCCGAUAUUGUUCUCUUAGACGCCGUGCUUGGCGAGAGCUGUUUCGAACGGAUCAUGCAGACUAGUAUCGCAGUCAGUGUCUGGAAGGCGGCUGAGGAGAUCGGUCAUACUGGUGGUGUUACUAUGGGCAGGGAUACCAAGUACAUGUUGGUGUUCAAGUCGAACAGGGAGGCCGGUUGGGUCUUUGGGCUAUGUGGGACUUAUCGGUAUGGUCACAGCCAGGCAGUUGAUGGCUAGGCAUCCAUACAGUUUGGGUUCGGGAGUAUUUGGAUAGAAGUGGGCAUAGGGGGCUUUUUGUUUGUGUGUUGAUAUGUGUCUGUUGAGUUAGAGAUGAUACCCGGAAUUACAUUUUCUUGUUCAGUAUCUAAAGCAUGACGUCCACAUUUAAGGUGAGAAGAAAAGAGAGAU